Aspergillus japonicus CBS 114.51 is the source of this 1885-nucleotide messenger RNA. RefSeq names its product MOSC domain protein. Gene Ontology annotation, molecular function: pyridoxal phosphate binding; catalytic activity; molybdenum ion binding. The transcript is spliced from 3 exons. The record is from RefSeq and is a predicted model, not a curated record. NCBI's taxonomy places the organism in Eukaryota, Fungi, Ascomycota, Eurotiomycetes, Eurotiales, Aspergillaceae. Bases 308 to 1546 code for a protein of 412 amino acids.
GUUCGAUCAGAUACCAUCACUCCCGACAAAACACACUUCCUCCAUGUUUUCUUAGACUUGAAACAGACCCAACAAUAACAUACUAGCUAACUGAUCAAGUUAACUGAUCAAUCGAGUCUUAGUCAGACUGAUACAUACCUAAGCUAGCUAAUCAGCACGUGCAAUGGGUAUGCUCGUCUCCGCAUUAGUUGGCCCCCAACAACAUGACGCCUGCAUCCUGUUUCAAGGGAGGGAGGCUCCAACUUGAUUCGAAGUAUCGUUGAUCGGAAUAGCAACAAUACGCUGCAUACCCAGUCAUCUCGCAACCAUGCAUAUCAGCCAGUUAUACACGUACCCCAUAAAAUCGAUUCGUGGGACGGCCCUCUCGUCCGCGACCGUCACCCGAACAGGCUUCCUCUACGAUCGCCGGUUCAUGCUCCUGAAGGUCCUUGACGAUGGCACCCUCAAGAACAUGCACGUUCCACACUUCCCGGAAAUGUCCCUAUUCCAAGCCGAGAUUGUCUUCCCUAGCGAGGCUGGCACGGAACCAGGACAGAUCAUAGUGACCUUUCGGCCGGCUGCGAGCGAGACCCCCAGUGAUGAUAAUGACGCCAAACCAAACCGCAUCCUCCACAUCCCCCUUUGUCCUGACACGCGGCAAUUGGAAGAGCUGGCCAUCAUGAUGCACCAGAGCCCCACGAAGGGGUAUAAUAUGGGUGCACAGUAUAAUGAUUGGUUCAGCGAGUGGUUCGGAUACCCCGUUGUGCUGGCCUACCUGGGACCACAUUCGAGGCGAGUUCUUGGGAGCUUUGGACCCUCGAAAAGUGCAGCGCAUGCGGGGGUGAUCAAAGAAGAAACCCCAGGAAAACCGAAAGGAAUGAGAAACGAUGAGGGCAUGCUCACUGCGGGGACAGUGGCUGGGAUCGCUGGGGUGACCCUCUUGUUCAAUCUACUAGUGGGUUUGAGUACGACGGGCGAACAGAAGACGCUGUCAAUGUCCAGCGCGGCAGCGGUGGUCGUGUUGCUGGUGGUCACGCUGGGGGGGAAGGCCGUCUAUGAUCGAGUCGGCGCAAGAGGGGAAGAAGAGGAACGCAUCACAUUCGCGGAUACGGCCCCGUAUCUGCUAGUGUCGGCGACGUCGGUGGAUAACGUGUCGGAACGGCUGGAAGGGGGCCUGGACAUGGAUGUCACCAAGUUCCGCCCAAACAUUGUUGUGGCUGGCGCAAAGGAGGCCUUCGAGGAAGACUUCUGGGCGGAGGUGGUCAUUGGGUCUGGCAAGGAAGGAAAAGCGCGGCUGCUGCUGACAGCCAACUGCGUUCGGUGCCAGAGUCUAAAUGUCGACUAUGCGACGGGCGCGAUGGCACAGGGGGAGAUGGGCAAUGUGUUGAAGAAAUUGAUGAAAGACCGUAGGGUCGACAAAGGGGCGAAAUUUAGCCCGGUCUUCGGUCGGUAUGUCUUUCUCGACGGUGAGUCGGAGGGUCAGGCAGUGCACGUGGGUGAUGAGGUGGCCGUCGCUCGACGGAUGAAUGAACGAAUGGUAUACGACUGGCCCGGGUUGACCAAUUGAGAUCUCAGAUGGUUGGGCACGAGAUACGAGACGGAGUAUGAGGGAGGAGGAAUAGAGAGGAGGAUUGGGGACACAGACCCGUGUCAACCAGUCAACCAUAAUGCACUGCGGGGGAUCUUGGUCCGGUUCCUGGUGAUGGGAAGACCCAUGGUUGAAGCGGCCAACUGGCUAUAGCUAGGUUACUGCUGGUACCGCCAGUGGUGGGUUCCUUCAUCAAUGACAUUCAUCAAUGACCUUGUUGAUGACCUUGUUGAUGACCUUGUUGAUGACCUUGUUGAUUACAUUGUUGAUUACACACAUAUACAGCCCGUAAAUCAGUCCAUCCAUCCGAAGUUCCGC